Molecule: messenger RNA, 2000 nt
Organism: Rhinopithecus roxellana (golden snub-nosed monkey)
Lineage: Eukaryota; Metazoa; Chordata; Mammalia; Primates; Cercopithecidae
Gene: HCRTR2
Product: hypocretin receptor 2
Exons: 7
Coding region: 378-1712 (444 amino acids)
Biological process (GO): feeding behavior; G protein-coupled receptor signaling pathway; circadian sleep/wake cycle process
Cellular component (GO): membrane
Molecular function (GO): orexin receptor activity
Source: RefSeq, a predicted model, not a curated record
CUUCAGCUCUCCCUCAGCACAGGAGGAGGCUGUGGGCUGCGGACUGAGUGCUGGAAUGAGGAGUCAUUGAGCUUCAGCUGAGCAGGAGGUAGCUUUCUCCUCCCGGUGUCAUUGCUGCAGCCUCCAGUGCCGGGACCCUAGUUUCUCAGCUGCCUCUCUUCCCGGUGCAAUAUCGCCUGUAAAGACAGCAAAGCCGCCACAGAAGUUGCCCGGCAGAAGGCUCCGGAGGCAUUGGCUCCGUAACUUUUCACGUCAUUUUCUGCUCGGGAGCCCCUUCUCGCCUCUCCGCGCAGCCUUUCCCACCGCAAAUCACCAGUGCUCAUGGGGCAGGCAGAGAGGAGCUUGCAGCAUUGAGCGGAACCGGACUCGAGCCCGUGAUGUCCGGCACCAAAUUGGAGGACUCCCCCCCUUGUCGCAACUGGUCAUCUGCUUCGGAGCUGAAUGAAACUCAAGAGCCCUUUUUAAACCCCACCGACUAUGACGAUGAGGAAUUCCUGCGGUACCUGUGGAGGGAAUACCUGCACCCGAAAGAUUAUGAGUGGGUCCUGAUCGCCGGAUACAUCAUCGUGUUCGUCGUAGCUCUCAUUGGGAACGUCCUGGUUUGUGUGGCAGUGUGGAAGAACCACCACAUGAGGACAGUAACCAACUACUUCAUAGUCAAUCUUUCUCUGGCUGAUGUGCUUGUGACCAUUACCUGCCUUCCAGCCACACUGCUCGUGGAUAUCACUGAGACCUGGUUUUUUGGACAGUCCCUUUGCAAAGUGAUUCCUUAUCUACAGACCGUGUCAGUGUCUGUGUCUGUCCUCACACUGAGCUGUAUCGCCUUGGAUCGGUGGUAUGCAAUCUGUCACCCUUUGAUGUUUAAGAGCACAGCAAAGCGGGCCCGUAACAGCAUUGUCAUCAUCUGGAUUGUCUCCUGCAUUAUAAUGAUUCCUCAGGCCAUCGUCAUGGAAUGCAGCUCUAUGUUCCCGGGCUUAGCCAAUAAAACCACCCUCUUUACAGUGUGUGAUGAGCGCUGGGGUGGUGAAAUUUAUCCCAAGAUGUACCACAUCUGUUUCUUUCUGGUGACAUAUAUGGCACCACUGUGUCUUAUGGUGUUGGCUUAUCUGCAAAUAUUUCGUAAACUCUGGUGUCGACAGAUUCCUGGAACAUCGUCUGUAGUUCAGAGAAAAUGGAAGCCCCUGCAGCCUGUUUCACAGCCUCGAGGGCCAGGACAGCCGACAAAGUCCCGGAUAAGCGCUGUGGCGGCUGAAAUAAAGCAGAUCCGAGCCAGAAGGAAAACAGCCCGGAUGUUGAUGGUUGUGCUUUUGGUAUUUGCAAUCUGCUAUCUACCAAUUAGCAUCCUCAAUGUGCUAAAGAGAGUAUUUGGGAUGUUUACCCACACCGACGACAGAGAGACUGUGUAUGCCUGGUUUACCUUUUCACACUGGCUUGUAUAUGCCAAUAGUGCUGCGAAUCCAAUUAUUUAUAAUUUUCUCAGUGGAAAAUUUCGAGAAGAAUUUAAAGCUGCAUUUUCUUGCUGUUGCCUUGGAGUUCACCAUCGCCAGGAGGAUCGGCUCACCAGGGGACGAACUAGCACAGAGAGCCGGAAGUCCUUGACCACUCAGAUCAGCAACUUUGAUAACAUAUCAAAACUUUCCGAGCAAGUCGUGCUCACUAGCAUAAGCACACUCCCAGCAGCCAAUGGAGCAGGACCACUUCAAAACUGGUAGAAUAUUGGUUCAUAUGACAAGGAUACCUGAGUAAAACUAUCCUUUUUAAAAUCACUGGGAACAAAAAUUUUAUUAUCCUAUUGAUGUGAAGUUAAAAUUGCUUGUGGAUCUUUUUUUUUUUUUUUAAUCUAUUGCUCUUUGGAAAAAAAAAAAGUUAGUUUAAAAUGAUUUCUCAACUUUUGAUUUAAAUAUGUUAGAAGUUUAACCUUCAACUGAACUUAUUUCAGGCUAUUUCACUUUUAGUUUCAUGUGUUAUAAUGUGUGUUAAUUAAAUGUUUAAACAUUUCU